AUGCCCCGGCGCCUGUUUUCCUCCGCGGCGCUGCCGCUGCUUCUUCUCGUGUUGAGCUGCGAGGCGGCGGCGGCGAAUGUGAGUGAGGCGCGGCCGAUGGGUCUCUUCAAUCAAGGCAAAACAGAGGCGUCCGGUGGGGGUGGGGACACAGAGGCGUCCGGAGGGAGUGAAGUCACAACGUUUAACGGGCACUCCCUUUUUGCGGUGAGUGGUUUUAUGGUGGCUCUCGCCAAAGCGAAUUACGGCACGGCCAGUGGGCCCAAUUCUGGCGUGUGGGAAAAGCACGUGAGUGCCGUAGGUGGUGGAUGGGCGCAACGAACCAUGACCGUGCGGGAUGCCACUGACUGGUGGACAGGCAUUGCAGUGCAGCGAGGUGGCGAGGCAGGCCGAAGGUUUCAGUUGGGCGGCCCCAAGGCCGUAGUUAAGGCGGAUAGGAUUUUUAUGCUCUUGGAGCGCCUCCGUGGGACGAGUAAAAACCGGGCAACCUUCGUCCUGCAGCUGGUGUUUGGCGAGGUCGGGGAGGGCAAAAGGGGAGGCAAACGCAUCACGUGGGGCGCCGGGAAGUCGCUGGAGGAAAUAGUUAAUUCCCAGCUAACCACGAGGUCAUGGGGUCAAUUCUAA
This is a messenger RNA of Trypanosoma conorhini, 621 nucleotides long. Its product is annotated as trans-sialidase. Lineage: Eukaryota; Euglenozoa; Kinetoplastea; Trypanosomatida; Trypanosomatidae. The transcript has a single exon. The coding region runs from base 1 to 621 and encodes 206 amino acids. The record is from RefSeq and is a predicted model, not a curated record.